This is a messenger RNA of Penicillium brasilianum, 624 nucleotides long. The record is from the annotation of a GenBank genome assembly. Lineage: Eukaryota; Fungi; Ascomycota; Eurotiomycetes; Eurotiales; Aspergillaceae.
AUGAUACGCCGCAAAGUCACCGUCGAUGGCAUGUCAGGCAGCGGGAAAACACGCCUGAUCACAGCCCUCGCCGAAUGCGCAACGGCCCACUACCACGGCGAAAUCAAACCUCGCGAAGACUCCGGUGGCUACCCAAACCCUUUCACGCACAUUGAACUCCAAAGUCCCGAGACGCGAUCGAUCCACUUUUGGGAAGUUUCGUAUUCAACGUAUGAAAGGCUCACCGUACUCGCGUAUCCGAAGACACACCUUGUUCUAUUUUGCUUCGCCCUGGAUUCCUUCGAUGAUUCCAGUGUUGUAUGGGAUGUUGAGGAAAAAGUGGAUUAUCUGACUUCUCAGGAGUCACACAAGCCAAAAGACGCUCCGCUCGUUCUAGUUGGGUGUCGAAAUGACCUGCGAAAGCAACGGGAGGCUGCGAAGGAUACGAAAACCUUUACGCAGGCCUCUCAAGAGCUCAGGCGCUUUGCAAGGAAGAAGCAUCUGGAGUACUUUGAAUGUUCUGCGGAAUGUCAAGAGAAUCUUGCGGAGCUUCUUCAGGAAGUCAUCAGGAUUCUUUUCCUCGAACAGAAAGGCUUCACUCGAAGGGACCGAAAGACUGGAUUUUCUAAAUGUGUCGUGCUCUAA